Molecule: messenger RNA, 642 nt
Organism: Symbiodinium necroappetens
Lineage: Eukaryota; Dinophyceae; Suessiales; Symbiodiniaceae
Source: the annotation of a GenBank genome assembly
AUGAACAGCGGUAUUGUUGCAAUGGAGACGUCCUUGGUCAUCCUCGACCAGAAUGUUUGGGAUAAGGUGCUGGACUUCCCUCGCUUCAAGAGCAUUCCGAACUUCAUGCACCUCAUGGCCGUGAAUCGCUUGGCCAAGUCCUCCCCAGACUGGGUGCAGCGCUUCUCCCGGACCAACACGGGCACUUUCGCGGCUCAGUGGAUGGUAGCCGACUACAACCAGUUCGAGAGCGGCAAGCCAUUACCCGAUGGCAUGUUCUGGGUAGUGGAGAUGAUCCCCGGAGUUUCGGAGAUGCAGGACAUGAGCGCACAUCUGCGCGAGCACAGGUAUUGGGCAUCCUUCAAUCGCCCCUUCUUCGGCAAGACCCGCGAGCUGUCCGGCUUCAGCAUGGCUGAGAGGACACACGGCUCUCUUUACUCCUACCAGGGCAACCCCCGUGCCUACGCAUUCAGCAUGGUGGCACCGGCGAUCAACGCUCUGCCAGAGAUGAGGGAUGUCAUGACCCAGAAUGCGUAUCCCUACGGGAGCCCGCCAAAUGAUCCUGGGCACCAGAUUUCCGCACGGAUGGACCUGAGCCCCAUCCUGAAGCUGCCGAAUGGAGGCAUCGAUGCGAAGGCCUGUAUGCGGCCGAACUCUUGGUGA